Molecule: messenger RNA, 1233 nt
Organism: Struthio camelus australis
Lineage: Eukaryota; Metazoa; Chordata; Aves; Struthioniformes; Struthionidae
Source: RefSeq, a predicted model, not a curated record
AUGAUAGCAAAAACCUCAAAACAGCAACAGGACAUUAAAAAAAAAAACCUUCUGUAUAACUAUUUGAAGAACAGUGAAGUGGUUUCAUCAAUAUUUAAGAACAGAUUUUCGUUUGAAAUAACAAAGCAAGCUUUAAGGUUUAAGAUUCGUAAAGCCGCAUGGCCCCUCAGCCCGCCACGCAGCUCUGCGCCCCUCGGGCCGCUGGCAAUACAGAGCCAGGGCGUUUCACACUGGCCCAAGAAGCGCAGCGGCGGCCCCGGGGAAAGCCGCGGAUAUAAAGCCUCCCUCACCCUUCGCCUUCAGACGGGCUCCCGAAGGGGCAGUCCCCGAGCUAGCCCGCGGGGCCCCGAGCGCCAGGGCAGCUUCCCUCCCCAGAGGCUACCGACCGCGACAUUUUCCAAAAUGAAAGACUGCACCAGAAUAAUGAAGCAUACCUUCCAAAAAUUGGUUUUAACGGCUGCGCCCCGCGGUGCGCGGCCAUGUUGCCGCGGCGCAAGGGAGGGGGGAGGUCGUGCGGGCGGCGGGGAGAGAGCUGCCCUGCGUGGCUGUAAACGCACCUGUUUUUCCUCCCUAACCUCUCGCGUCCCGCAACUUGCUUUGCAGUAUGUUCCAGUCAAGGGAGAUCAUGUAAUAGGAAUAGUGACGGCCAAGGCAGGAGACGUGUUUAAAGUAGACGUGGGUGGAAGUGAGCAAGCAUCUCUCUCGUACCUGGCAUUUGAAGGUGCAACUAAAAGAAACAGGCCGAAUGUACAGGUGGGAGACCUUAUUUAUGGUCAGUUUCUUGUAGCAAAUAAAGACAUGGAACCAGAGAUGGUCUGUAUAGACAGCAGUGGAAGAGCAAGUGGAAUGGGAGUAAUUGGACAAGAUGGCUUUCUCUUUAAAGUUUCCUUAGGUCUAAUAAGAAAACUUUUGGCUCCCAAAUGUGAAAUAAUUCAGGAGUUGUCACAAUUGUACCCUUUUGAGCUGGUGCUGGGAAUGAAUGGAAGAAUAUGGGUAAAAGCAAAAACAGUUCAACAGACUUUAAUCGUAGUAAAUAUUUUGGAAGCCUGUGAGUAUAUGACAGCAGAACAGAGAAAACAAGCGCUUGCCAAACUGUCAGGGAAUUGACUGAAGAAAACCUUGAGGAUUUGUUUCAGAUAACUGUUGGAAAUGUCCUUCCUGCCUGACAACGGGCUCUUCACUAUGGGCAUGUGGUCUGUUGGCCUUGGAGCCAUUGGUGCAGCUAUAACAGGG